CGGGCAUCAAAGCCUUUACGUCAAGCCAGGCAGGAAGAAGAAAGCAAAUCUGAUGGCACGAUAGCCGGAUCCUCUCAUCCCACCGAAACAAAUGCAAACCCGCUUCUCUCGCCCAUGGACGUACAAUCCAGUUUUACACGGAUUUCGUCGAGUGCACUGAAGCUGAGCUGAUCCUAUGGCAGACAUCAGCCCGCCCUGUACCGUCGCCAAACUGAUCCACUGUGAGAGAAAAUAAUUUGAUGAGAGUGAGUGAGAUGAAAAGCCAACAACGACCAUCAUUGCUCGCCUUAUCGGCGCUCCUGCUCUGCACAUUACACCAGACAGCUGGGUCCAGCAGAUCUCAACGCAGCAGCUCAACAUCAUCAAGAUUAUCAUCACCAACAACAACCGCAUCAGAGGUGAGAGGCAGGAAUAAUGUGGGGACACUCCAAAACUGGCUAAAAGAGAAUAACAUCAGCUCUAACUAUGGCAAUCACAGCCACAAAAGUAGGCCAUCGCCAAAGCUUGAAGAGGUAACAGGCCAUGUGAAAAGCUUCUCUUUCAACACCAGCAGAGGCAAUAUUACUACUGUGAUAUCUGAAAGGUCUGGCAGGGCACCAAGCUGGAGCCCAGAGGAAGGGGUGUCACCACUGUGUGCCUACCGAGUGAUUGAGGGCGGCAUUGGGGGGCAGCUGUGUUUUCGAGACACACUGUUUGGGUACAAGUGUCACAAGGGAGACUGCAGGACAGUGGUGUCUUUCAGGAAUCUGGUGGCAAAUAUUCUUAUCAAUGGCAGCGUACUGUUACAGUGGACCCAUGAGGGAGAAUCCACGACGACUGGCCGAGGUAUAAAGACAGAAGAGACUGCAGCUGGUCAGAAGAGCAGUGGGGAUCCUGGGACAAAUUUAACAAGAGAGGAAACACAACGAUCAAACACUGUUUUAAGUGGCCGACGCCACAGACGUGGAGGCUAUGAGUUAAGCUGCUGGUGGAAUGGAAGCUAUACUCAGUUUGAGUGUGCUGGUGUCCAUCUUGGAUCUGGCUGCAGGGACUUUCUCCUGACCGAGCUGCAUGAGAACAUCCCGUACCGACUCUGCCUGCGUUCCCUGCCCCGCUCUGAUCCAGCUCAGAGAGCAGACCACCAGGACUGUGUAGAGUUUACCCUGCCGCCAUCUGGGAUGCAGGACAUUGUGAUUGCCAUGACAACGGUGGGGGGAGCUAUUUGUGUGAUGCUGGUCAUCAUUUGCUUGCUGGUGGCAUAUAUCACAGAAAACAUAAUGAGCCCCACAACACAACACACAUACUCCUAUCGCACUCACUCGCGUCACUGAUGCACUGCUAAAUAAAUAAAAUGUCCUACAUUUAACAUAGUCACUCAUUGUCUGAAAUAAUUAUUUUUCAAUCAGCCACAUAAUAUGAUAUAUACAUCCUGUUAUGACUGAAUUGAAGCACAAUCUACUAUGGCUCUGCAAAUAACAUGCCUUGUCAACCUCUGCGAGGAUGCACUGAACCAAAAGUACUGAUAACCUACGUUUAGUAAAUACAGUAGUUUACUGUGUUUUGUUUUUGUUCAAGGUUGUCUGUGAAUAAGUCUGUCAAUGUGUGUGCUGGCAGCAUUUACACAGCAAUACAAUUAAUGAAAUGGCUUUGAGUACAUCAGAAAGAGCAGUUUUGCUAAAUGUGCACCCUGUGAAAGAGUCCUGACAGGUCCUGUCCUUGUUGGGUCACAGACGUAACUGAAUCACAUUUUUCCACUUGACCAAAUCGUCUCACCAUCUUGUUUUGCUUUUAGCUCUGCAUACAGUAUGUACUUGUACCAUUUUGUGAAGGGCAAUACAAUCUGGUGUACAAUCUCCAAAUACUGUGCCAAAGUUAGGACGAGUUAAAAUGCCUUCAUGUCCAGCUGUCA
This is a messenger RNA of Seriola dumerili (greater amberjack), 1888 nucleotides long. It is a transcript of the gene fndc10, whose product is annotated as fibronectin type III domain containing 10. The transcript has 2 exons. The record is from RefSeq and is a predicted model, not a curated record. The coding region runs from base 240 to 1310 and encodes 356 amino acids. Lineage: Eukaryota; Metazoa; Chordata; Actinopteri; Carangiformes; Carangidae.